Messenger RNA from Pelobates cultripes (western spadefoot toad), 261 nucleotides. NCBI's taxonomy places the organism in Eukaryota, Metazoa, Chordata, Amphibia, Anura, Pelobatidae. The record is from the annotation of a GenBank genome assembly.
AUGGCUGGAAACAGAGAACAGCUGGGCAGAAGCCUUAACGCUGCACACGCUCUUUUGGACCCCCAAACCACACAGAAAAGACACAACCCAUCUUCUACCUACCACACAACACAUAUUACAACAUUGGGACUCUACAAAACACCUGAUGGUACAUUAUCUACCACUGCCGAGAGCAGCUCCCAUAAGAGCACUAGAAUCUAUAAUACCGACCCUGAAUUUACAACCAUGGCUGCAGGGAGGGAUCCAGGAGAUAGAACAAUU